Harmonia axyridis is the source of this 1263-nucleotide messenger RNA. RefSeq names its product regucalcin-like. Gene Ontology annotation, molecular function: gluconolactonase activity; calcium ion binding; enzyme regulator activity. Bases 159 to 1184 code for a protein of 341 amino acids. The record is from RefSeq and is a predicted model, not a curated record. NCBI's taxonomy places the organism in Eukaryota, Metazoa, Arthropoda, Insecta, Coleoptera, Coccinellidae. Gene Ontology annotation, biological process: L-ascorbic acid biosynthetic process. The transcript has 6 exons.
GUAUUUCGAGGCGAGUAGAGCGUUGAAAGUGAAGUCGUAUAGUGUGUGUGCCAGUUUACUUCAAGAUUAAAUUUUAGACGCAUAACAAAAUAAACACCUGCCGCUGUUAUUUUAGUGCCAUUGUUAUCUCGAAAGUGCAUCGCUAACAAUCGAUCAUCAUGAGUAGAAAGAGAAAGAUUAUUGACGAUUUGAAAGAUAAUGUAUCUGAGAAAUGUGGGAGGUUGGAGGAAAGUGAAUGUAGUUGCUUACAUGUACCCUAUAAAUUUGAAGCCAUAACACCUCCAGUUCAACAUGGAGAAGGACCUCAUUGGGAUUCGAAAAAUAUGGUUCUUUACUACGUUGAUACUUUCCACGCCACUGCUUAUCGUUUCAAUCCUGCAGUUAAAGAAGACAAAUUCACCCAUUAUAAAUUAGAGGACAGAAACACGAUUGGUGUUAUUAUUCCGGUUAAAAACAAGGAUAACGAAUUCAUAGUUACAGCCGAUAGAUACGUCUACAACCUUCAUUGGCAUGUUACAAAAAAUAACAAAGGUACCCUCAGCGAGAUUCACUUUGUUGACGAAGAACAGCCUAAGAAUCAGUUCAAUGAUGGUAAAGUAGACAGCAAAGGGAGACUUUGGACAGGAACUUUAACCAGGGAGGAAGAUCUCUCAGUAACUUCAAAUGGUGGUUACCUCUAUAGAAUCGAUCUCGGACAAAAUGUUAUGAAACAUAUAGACAACGUUAGCAUAAGUAAUGGAUUAGCGUGGUCCAGGGACAACAAGAGGUUCUUUUUCAUUGACAGUAUGACGAGAAAGAUUGUUGUUUAUGAUUUUGACGAAGAAGAGGGUACACUAGGAGACCACAAAGUUCUUUUCGACCUUGAAAAACAUCCAAAAUUGAAAGGAAUCCCAGACGGUAUGACCAUAGACGAGAGGGAUAAUCUAUGGGUUGCUUUGUUUGGAGGUCACGGGAUCAUCAACGUUAAUGGAAAAACGGGAGACCUCAUCAAUUACAUGAAAUUACCAGCAACCUACUGCACUGCCCUUUGUUUUGGUGGUCCCCAUCAACAGAUCCUCUUCGUGACCACCUCGAAUUUGAAACUCAACAAGGAGGAAUCUCAGAAGGAACCUCAGGCUGGAUGCGUUUUUGCCGUCACAGAUAUUGGUGUUAAGGGUCGUAUAGCCAACCAUUGUGCUUUCUAGUGUAGUUGGAGUGAUAUUGAGAAUCUAUUCAUGUGUUUUACCGGACGUGUUCUUUAGCCAAAUAUAUUAAUUUAUACAC